GGAGGGGGGAGGGCCGGGGGCUGAGGCGGGAGGGGGCGUCCGCUGGCUCGCCGCGCUCGCGCUUCUGGUCGUUGCAGGCUGGCGGCGGGUCGGUGACAUGCCUGUGAGCUUCAGAGGCUGAGGCCGCCAGGUGUUUUGUGCAUCUAUUCUUCAGUGAUUACAUACAAAACUAACAUAAUCAUGGCGACUUUCCAGCCUUUCAGAAAUAGUCAUGUGAAGCCGAGAGCGUCUGUCAGAAAAAGCUUCAGUGAAGAUGUGUUCCAGUCUGUAAAGUCUUUAUUACAAAGUGAGAAGGACUUAUGCAGUGUAUCAGGAGAGGACUGUUUAAAGCAGGAUGAACACGCAAAGAUAACUGAGGUCACUUUUCUGGGCUUUAAUGAAGAAACAGAUGCUGCUCAUAUACAGGAUUUAGCAGCAGUGUCUUUGGAGCUUCCAGAUCUUCUGAAUUCACUCCACUUCUGCAGUCUAAAUGAAAAUGAAAUUAUUUGUAUGAAGGAUAUAAAUAGAUCAUCAGAUAUCAACAAGGGUCCUUUAAAUCAGAGUCAUCAUUCUGGAAUGCUUUGUGUCAUGAGAGUGUCACCUACAUUACCAAGACUCAGAAUUGAUUUUAUCUUUAGUCUCCUAAGUAAAUAUGCAACUGGUAUAAGAUACACCCUGGACACAUACUUGCAUCAGAACCACCAACUUGAGACCACUCAUGAAGAUGAUGAUGAUGAUGAUACUAACCAGUCUGUGUCUUCCAUAGAGGAUGACUUUGUCACUGCUUUUGAGCAGUUGGAGGAAGAAGAGGCUUCAAAGCCAUAUAAUGAUGGAAUAAACAUUACUACACUGCGGAGCCAAUGCGAUAUGGCUUCUCAGACUGUUUGUGGUCAUCGUUUGGAAACCCAUGAUUUAAAGAUUUUAGUCAGCUCUGGACAACAGAAGACAUUGGCUAAAGCCUCAUCGCCCUUAGUAAGUGUUCUGGAACGUAAAGAACCACAUUCUGUGAAAACUUCAGUCACAACUUCAAUUUCAGAGCCUUGGAUCCAGAGGAGUUUCUAUAGGUCAUCGAAUACUUCAGAUAAAGGCAAUGAAGCACAGAAAACUUUUUGUUCUUCUCCUGCCUACUCUUCAGAAUCAGAAUGCUCAAGUCCAAGUCCUGUUAUUUUCUUGGAUGAAGAAGGAUAUCAGAAAUGUUUAAAAGCAAAACUUGAGCUGCCUAAAAUUCCUGUGAUGAAAGAUGAUGUAGAAGAUUCAGACUCAGAAGUGAGUGAGUUUUUUGAUAGUUUUGAUCAGUUUGAUGAACUAGAACAAACUUCAGAGACUUCUUGCCUGUUUAUAAAUGAUCCUGUUGAAGGAAAGUCAUUACGAAAGAAAGGGCACAAACAUGAAAAAUCUUGUAUGAAUCCUCAAAAAUUCAAGUCUGAUUGCCCAGCUCUUCCAGCUGAUGUUAAAAAGCCAACUCCUCGUAAGCCAGAAUCUCCAUACAGCAACCUGUGUGAUGCUCCAGAUUCUCCACGUCCGGUGAAAGUUUCAGGGGAUGACAGUGGUUUGUUUAGCCCUAUUCGAUCCUCUGCUUUUAGUCCUCUUGGAAGCUGUACUGCUACUGAAUGCUUUUGCCAAACAGAUAUUGGUGGGACUCAGACUCAUGAUUCUGUUUAUUACACCUACGAAGAUUAUGCAAAUAGCAUUUCAUGUGACGUGCUACAGUCAGUUCUUCAUAACCCACAUACUAAUGAAAUGUCAAAUGUUAAUAGUAUUAAAAGAGAAAAUAAAGCUAUAGCUUUUAACCAUGGAAACCUUGAUCAAAAAAGUAAAUCUAAAAGUAAAUCUUCAAUGAUUAAAGAUAGCAUUCAGAAAUUUGCUGCAGAUCUUGUGGAAAAAAGUUUUGCCAGUGCAUUUAAAGACUUACAGAAAGGAGUUUCUUCAUGCACCAAUGCAUUGUGCCACUUAGCCAUCAAAUUGACAUCGUCUGUUUUUCAGAUGGCCUUUAAUGAACUGAGGAGACAGCAUGCAUUUUCACUAAAACAACGUGCCAUUAGUGGCUUUGCUAAUUUUUUGGUGAGUGAAGCCUUAUCACAUGCCUUAAAAGAUCUACAGUAUGUAAAGAAGCAGAUAUUUACAAACACAGUUGCUAGAUUUGCUGCAGAUCUUGCAGAAGAGCUUGUUUUUGAAGGCAUCAUGGAAGUGUGUCAGUUUUCAUAUCCUUCAACACCUGCAUCUCCACGGUGUCAGUCCUUUGAUUUUGAAGAUAAAGUAGUGAAAUCAUAUGCAAAAGAUUUGUCUGAGUCUGUAAUACAGGAAGCAUUCAUUGAGCUAUCCCAAGUUGAUGUGCCCUUCACGACAAAGGCAGCAGUUAGUGUUUCUACAGAUAAUAUCAAGUAUGUGAAUGCAGAAAGUGUAGCACCAUCUACACAGACCCUCACAUUUUCUCCUUCUCUUAACAAUCAAGCCAUUAUGGUGACAAAACCAGUGCCGGAAUAUAAAAAAGAAUACACCGUGCAACAGGCCUUGUUUUGUACUUCAGGAAUUGUCACUUCUAUUCCAGUGCCCUUGGCAGGAAGUGCCCUUCACCCUUAUCACAUUUCCUCUACAGUAUGUCAGACAGAUUCUCGUCUGUCAUCUGAUUCAAAUGGUGAUUCUACCCAAACACAUGUUACCAUGAUAAACAAAGAAGAGGAAAUAGCUUGUCUCAGAAAGGUUCGUUUACCUCCAGAACCCCAUGUAGAAAAGCAGAAUGAUUGCAAACCAACUCAUAGUGAUACUGAAAUUCAAAGUUCUUCAAAAUUAACAAGUGAAUUUAACAACUUUUCUGCAGCAAUGGUACAUACAAUAGUAAAUGAAACUUUAGAGUCAGUGACACCAUUCAGAGUUACAAAAGCAGCUGAUGAACAUGCUAAUUGUUUGACUAAAACAAUGAAAGGACAUACCUCUCUUUGUCAUCAGGAAGUACCACAAGAGGGGGAAGCUUGCAGUAAGGACAUGUUUGCUGAACUGUUAUCUAAAUCUGUUAUUAAAGAUUCUACAGAUACAAGCAAAUUAAUGAACUUAACCACAGAUACAAAUAUAGUACCUAAGGAAGGCUUGCCUUUUGCUGGAAAGGAAUCACAGUUGACAUCAGAAAAGUUCCCUAAAUUUCUUGAUGCUCAAGAUCACUUACCUUGCUGUUCACUUUCCAUGAGAAGGGAUUGUGUUCCAGAAUGUAAAGAUGCGACGGCUCAUGGAAUUUCUUUAGAGACACUACCACCUUGUCCAAUGAUGGCAAGUCAGAAACCUGAUCUGAAAGAACUUUCUAAGGAUAAACCAGUGAAAAAGCAUAAUUUGAAUGAUACAGCACUUGAGCCCUUGCCUUUUGGGCAGGAGAGCCCUUUCCGUCACUCACAUACUUUCUCAUCAACAGUGCUUACCUGUGUAGAUGGAUUGCACGUGGAAGAUAAGCAGAAAAUCAGAGACGGAAAUGUAAUACCUGGUACUCCUCCAUCAACUCCUCUAGUUCCAUCUCAGGCUAGUUCUGAAUGGGAUAUCAAGAAGCUAACCAAAAAGCUCAAAGGGGAGUUAGCCAAAGAAUUUGCACCUGCUACACCACCUUCUACGCCUCAUAACUCAUCUGUUGGUAAUCUGUCUGAAAAUGAACAGAACACUAUAGAAAAAGAAGAGUUCAUGUUGAAACUCAUGCGAUCUCUUUCAGAAGAGGUUGAAAGUAGUGAAGGUGAAGAGCAUCCGGAAAUGAGUAUGAAGCCAGAGCACUCAGGGAAGAAAGUGCAGUUUGCAGAAGCGUUAGCUACACAUAUAAUUUCUUUUGCAACUGAAACUGCAGCCUCCCAUUUAGAUCACAAAAUAAUACAAGAACCCGAGGUUCAAAAAUCUUGCUUUAAUGUGCAAAGUAAAGGAAGAACAUUGCCCACUAUUUUAAGUCAGUCUGAUGAAAAUUUUCAGACAGGUAGUUUUGCAAGUGAUAUGGCAGCAGAAAUCAUUGCAGAAGCUGAGAAAAUAGCAAAAGUUAGAAGUUCUGUACUUCACAAGCAAAGGAAGAAUCUCUGUUUUAUUGAUGGGGACCAAGAUUAUAAAUCAGAAGAGAAGUUGAAUAUGGAGGUGGUAGCAUAUCCUAGAGAAGUAGAUCCAUUUACUCUUUCACUACCAACAAGUUCUUGUAUGUCAGGUUUGACAUACAAGUAUCCCAGUUGUGAAAGUGUGACAGAUGAAUAUGCAGGUCAUGUUAUCCAAAUAUUAAAACAGGAGGGCGGUAAUGGUGAAUUAAUAAUGGAUCAGUAUGCCAGUAGGCUUGCUUAUCGGUCCAUUAAGUCAGGUUUACAAGAAGCAGCUAAGACAGCCAAAAUGAAGUGCAACCCAAAAAUGUUCCCUGUGCAAAGUGCACAAGUGCAAAUAAACAGCGAACUGUUAAUGUUCUCAAACAGAGAACACCACCAAGAAGAAGGUAAAAAAAGUAAAAGAAAAAGAAAUGGAAGUCACCUUUGUCAAAAUCAAACUUGCGAAAGGACAAGAGAGACAUGGAGGAAUGAGGACUCUCACCUAUACAGUUUUUCAGCCUCCCUUGCUCACUGCAUAACAAGAGACGUUAAAAAAGAGCUGACGGCACCUAAAGUUGAUUCACAAAAAUCUUUAACAGAUACCUGCCUUUUUGAAAAAUCUGGAUAUGCUGAAGAUACUGAGUGUCUCGCAGAACCAGAAUUUUCUAAGCCUCUUCAACCUUCCUCACGAAAUCAAGGAUUUCGCCACAGUACAGACAGUUUAAAUGGACAUGGUUGUGGAGAGAAUGUUGUUCAAGUUAUAGAACAGUAUGCUAAAAAAGUAGUGGAUGACACUUUAGAAUUAGGUCUGGGAUCCAAAGUUUUCCGAGCAUCUGAGACCACAAAAUCAGUAGAUAGGAUCACCUAUGCAGAAAAGUUAUCACCUCUUAUAAAUCAGAAUUGCAGAUAUUGUGACCUUAAGGAGUUCCAUGAUUGUACUGGAAAUUCAUCUCAGCACUCUUUCAGACGGGAUUCACAUGUUAGUAGUAAGAUCGUUACAAAUUCAAACUUUAGCAACAUCUAUCAGAGAUCUAGAAUUUUUCACCUCGAUGUUCCUCAGAUUCAUGUAAAUCUUGAUAAAAAAUCAUUACUUGCUGAGAAGAUAGUAGCUGAAGCAAUUGAAAGAGCAGAGAGAGAGCUGAAUAAUACCAGUUUGGCAGCUGACAGUGGAAUUGGACAAGAUGGCAUUAGUUUUGCUGAAAGCCUUACUACAGAAAUAAUAACAUCAGCCAUGACGAAUGUUGGACAUGCUGUUAGCAGUUCAAAGGAAAUAGAAGACGCUCAGUCCUCUGAGUCGCUUGGUAGCCAGCAGAUGAAUCUCAGUAUUGGUGAGGACAGCACUGGCAGCUGGUCCAAUUUAAGUUUUGAGGAUGAACACCAAGAUGAAAGCAGCAGUUUUCACCACCUCAGUGAAAGCAGUAGUGGUAACAGCAGUAGCUGGAGCAGUCUUGGUUUAGAAGGAGAUUUGUAUGAGGACAAUUUAUCCUUUCCAGCAUCAGACAGUGAUGAAUCGGAUGAUAAAGAUGAAGAGCAUGAGGACGAUGUGGGACAUUUGGAGGGAGAUGAAAAGACUUUGCUGAUUACGAAUAUUGACUUGGAGCCAUGUACAGUAGAUCCCCAGUUAAGGAUUAUUCUUCAGUGGCUCAUUGCUUCUGAAGCUGAAGUUACAGAACUUUAUUUUCAUGAUUCUGCAAAGAAGGAAUUUAUAUUAAUUUCAAAACGGUUACAAGAGAAAGGAUGGAAAGUGGGAGACCUCCUGCAGACUGUGCUUAAAUACUAUGAAGUGAUGGAAAAAACUUCCAGCGAGGAGAGAUGCAAGUCACUGUUUGAUUGGCUUUUGGAAAAUGCAUAGAAUAAACCCCAAACCAGUAUAUUUUAUUAUUUGUUUUGAAAGGGGAAGAAAAAGAUAUGUUUAGGGUAAAUUUGAAUAGUAAAUAUGAACAUUUUAGGUGAUUUGGGAGGAAAGUACAGCUUUUUAAGUGCUUUCUGUCAUCACAAAGUGUAUAUAGUUCAUACUUUUGUAAUCCCUGUUAAAAUAUUAUCUUUACCUGUUCUUCUGUGCACAUAGGUAGUGUGUGUAACAUAUGUGUAAAGGAAGGAAGGUCAGUCGGUCAGUUGGUCGGAAGGUCUUUCCAUAAGGUUUCUGGGGACAUUGUCUGACCACAUUUGUUUCGCAUCCAAAGAGUCCUGCUUGAAACUGCGGUGGUGGAGAGGGAGGUGGCCCCUGGUAGAGUUAUAACCGCUCCUUUGCAAGUGAUAUCUGACUCAUGACUCAUCAUCGGUAACCAAAAAAUAAAAUUAAGGUUGGUUGGUUUGCUUUUGGCAAAUUUUUAGACUUUUUAUCCUGUUUUAAAAAAUCAGUUUUGUCAUUAGCUCAGCUGCUGACAAUUUUUGGUUCCCUCCAAACUGUUUAAUUUUUUAGCAGGAAUAUUAUUAUUUUAGAUUUCUGUAACUACCAUGAGUGAUAGUUUCUCAGGCCUACUGUCAAAUGACAUUAUUUGCUAAUACUACCAAUCAUUAUAGCAUGAAUGUGUACGUGUGUGUGUGUGUGUGUGUGUAUGUGUGUGAGUAUGUUUGAAUGUGUGUAAAGGAGGACUUUAACCUUGUCAUUGGUUUGUUUCCUCUUUUAUUUUACUCUUUUCUUAGUUAGAAACCAUUGUUAACAUUGAAAAGGUGCUUUAAAAUAAAAUGUCUGUAAGAUUAUGCAGUAAGCAUUAUGAAUUUACCUAAAAAUGAAAAUUCAAGUUGAAAAACAAUGAAAUUUAAAAAGUAAUGUUAAUUCAUAGGAGCCUAAUAUUUUUCAUUGUUAGAAUUUUUGAGAAAAAUAAAACCCUGCUUAUCAAGAAUUAGUUAAUCUAGAAAAAUUGUGACCCUCUUCCCCAAACACAAUGUAUCUGCAAUACUUUGUGAAGUUCUCUGCAUGAUCUUUCUGGGCUCCACAUUUCCUACUCGUUAUCUUCAGAAAAGGCAAGGUGACCUGAACAGAAGGACCAAGAUUGUGUCUUGGUUUUACAUGUGUAGGUAUGUAUGUGCAACUUAUUAAUUCUUCCAGUAGUGCAUUUUGUAAUGUGGGAUAAAUCAGUUUUUCCUGUAGGCUUUGGUUUUUUUUACUACGUUGUUUCCCUCCAAAAAUUAUUUUGGAAGCUGCACAAAGUGUAGAAGACAUAGCAUCUGUCAGGGAAUACAGAAUCAGGACAAUUACAGCAAUUUGAAUUAGUAGUUGUGGUAGAGAAAUAUGAUUUGUAGUGAAAGAUUCAGAUUUGCUUUUUAAGAAAUACAUCAAAAUACUUAAAUAUUUUGAGGUUACACGGCGGGCUUUGGUUUUUCUCAAUUUAAGACACAGGUAUAGGAUGAUCCUCAAACAUAAAGUUUCCUAAAAGUCCUUCAGGUGUCUUUUGAGGCAAACAAAAGGAAAUACAUCAUGAGGAUUGUUUCUGCCUUUAGUUGUUAAGAAUUUGAGAUGAGGCCGCACUGGAUUGGAGUUUAAAUGUUAGGACUUGGAAUGUUUGCUCUUCUUCGUUGUAAAUUAAUUGAUUAAGGUCAGAUUACAUUUUUACAAGUAACUAUCAAAUUGUAUUUGGUAAUUUGAGUGUAAAUAUGGAUUGGAGCAACAACGAAACUGGGUUCCGAAUUUCUUUUAAAGUGACGAUAUAUUUUGUAAAAGUUUCUGUGUUUGAAAUGCUUAUGUUAAUUUAUGUUAAUGAUACAGUCAUUUUGAGGUAAAAUUUUUGACGUAUUCUUACUUUCUUUGCAUUUUGCCGGAGCCGUGCUGGGUUCAGAGUUCCAUUGUCUCACCACUACCUAGGGAAAAACCAGUCGUGAGGUGUUAGCAUGCGUGAUGAUGACAACAGUGGAACUCCACGUGUGCAUCAAUUCAGUGCAGGGACAUUGAGAAAAAUGUUAAAUAUUGGUAUAUGUAAAAAGAAACGUGAGUUAAGCUUCCUUGUAUAGAGAGAACAUUAGAACGAUAUCUUUUAAUCAUGUACAGUCUAAAUUUAACUUUCUUUAAAGACUCUGAUUUCUCCAAAGAUGUUAUAGAUCUGUUUGGUUGCUCAGUCUUGAAAACAGCUGUGUUGCGGGCAGCUCUGUCUUGCUUUACUACAAAGCUGCUUGACAUAUUUAUAUUGUAACAUCAUCAUAUUGCCAUUCUGUACAUUUUGGUCUUAAUGAAAUAUGUCUUAUUCAAAAUUAUUAAAAUUGUGAUAUGCAGUGAGCUGAAUUCUUUGUUUACCAGUUUGAAAUCAUUGUGUGAUCCACAGAAAUAAAGUGAGUGAAACCUCUUAAUAAGGGUUUUCACAACAUUCUUUCAGUCUAAAAUAGGGCAGUUCUUUCAUGUUCUUUUCCUAAGCCAAGGUUAAAUUAAUUUGUAUUUUGGGCAUUAUUAAUAUAAAUUUUGAAAAUGCUUCCUCAUUUAAUAAAAAUGAAUGAUUCAUUUAUAAAUCAUGGAAGAAAAUGACGGUGUCCUUUGGAUGAAUGAAUGAAUAUGAUUUAGUGGCAUUAAACCUUUUAGAGUAACUCAGUGAACAAAUGUGAUACCUUUAUAUUUAAAAAACGUUGCACUUACCCUCUCAUAUAUUUGAUGUGAAUUGACUCAUAGUAAUUUAAUUCUACUUAAGGGUUUUAUAUUGCUGGUAGGAGAAUUUAAUUGCUUAAGUAAGGUAUGUAUAAAAUGAAAGAUCAUUUACCUGUCUCACAUUACUACACGUUCCCCAAAUGCAAAGUGUAGUUUUUGCUCAUCAGAGUCCUGUCUGACGAUAACUACUUAAUUUCUUAGCUAAUAUUAUUCCACAGUUAGUAUCAUCAGUUUCCCACCAGUAUAUCACUUUGCAUUUUAUGUUUUUCAAAGAAACUUUACACUGAAUUUUAAAAAUGAUGCAUCCAUACUCAAGGUUUAGGAAAGAGCCUUUGCAUUUAAAACCCUGUCCACCUGUUAACUGCACAAGAGAACUAGAGCAUCAGUGGGAAUUAGAGAAGUUGUACUGUAAAGCGAGAUGCGUUUUUUCUCAUUUUCAGAAAAUCCUGCAGAACAUUUAAUCCUUUACUGUAUUCUUGCUCUGAAGAUGCAAAUACAGUGUUAGUCACUCUUGUCACUUUAAUUAAUUUAUUUUUAUUUUACCAUCCAUGUACAUUCCUUUCAUUUAGAGUUGUAGUUCUAGAAGUUCUCAUUUGUUAUUGUUGUUGUAAUGUUUGAAUACUGUUUUAAUACCAGGUUUUAAUAUUGCUGAAUUUGCUACCUUUGGUUACUUGUGCAGUGUUAAAAAGUAAUCCACAUUCUUGUUUAAUUACCAGGUAUAUAAAAAGAAGCUUUGAAUAAUUAUAACUGUUUAUUUGGCUGUGCUCAGUUAUUAUGUAAAGAUCUUACACCAUGUAACAGUAAGUUUUUUGCUCUUCAGUAAUUAAAUGUUUGCUUACCAAAAUAAGAAUUUCAGGUUGCACUAAACUUUUGUGUUAGUAGUGGCUUUAAAAAAGUUUUGAAAAUUACUUUUGUAAUAAUUUGCAAUUAAUUGUUCUUUUACAGUCGUUUAAGCCUGUGAUUUCCUCUCCCAACUAAGAAUUCUUCAAUAAAUUUAAGAAAUGUA
Messenger RNA from Cavia porcellus (domestic guinea pig), 9586 nucleotides. RefSeq names its product A-kinase anchoring protein 11 (gene Akap11). Gene Ontology annotation, molecular function: protein kinase A binding. The transcript has 12 exons. Bases 181 to 5859 code for a protein of 1892 amino acids. Gene Ontology annotation, cellular component: cytoplasm. Lineage: Eukaryota; Metazoa; Chordata; Mammalia; Rodentia; Caviidae. The record is from RefSeq and is a predicted model, not a curated record.